This is a messenger RNA of Aedes albopictus (Asian tiger mosquito), 5052 nucleotides long. RefSeq lists its product as uncharacterized. Gene Ontology annotation, biological process: DNA integration; proteolysis. The record is from RefSeq and is a predicted model, not a curated record. The transcript is spliced from 3 exons. The coding region runs from base 2464 to 5052 and encodes 862 amino acids. Gene Ontology annotation, molecular function: zinc ion binding; nucleic acid binding; aspartic-type endopeptidase activity. NCBI's taxonomy places the organism in Eukaryota, Metazoa, Arthropoda, Insecta, Diptera, Culicidae.
GAUUGGGAACCACUGGAGUAGAAUAUCCCAUCCCUUCACCCCCAGUACCGAAACAUGCAUCUUGCAACACGUCACCUGCAAUGUUACCAACGGUCUACAAACAACACGAACAGCUCGGUGCGUCUUCGUGUCAUCGCACUCUUCGGCAUCGUCUGGACCACGACUGCGGUGUCACCACUGAGCACAGGUCAAUCGUAAGUAGUCGGUCGAUCAGGUAAGUCCAACAUGCGGUUUUGGGCGAUUCUCUAAUGCGCCGGUUCAGACUUUCACAAUGGCUUCCGUGACAGGCUUGUUUCUGCAUUGCAGCAGAAACAAAUAAUCCAACAUCCUACUAGAAUUGGCUGCAAAAGAGAAUCGCCCAUGAAAAUCUUGCAAGUUUGGACCGCGAGUGAAAAGUAAAACCUGGGUGUUUUUUGGAUAAAAAUUUUCAUUGCAAUUUUUUCGUUGUGCAAAAUUUUCGGUAACCGCGUGCUGCGCUCCUUUUUGCCACGCCAUCUUGGAACACAGGAAAAGUGAUCAAAAAAAUUUGUUGGCGGUCAUCGUUUUCAGCACGGUUUGCGAGUUUCGCGGGCUUCGACAUAUUGGAAUACGUGUAAGAAAAAAGUGAAAGAGAAGAAAUAUUGGUGUUCGUUAUUUUACGUUAGCAUGUUCGGGGAUCUUGGCGUACUAGAAUCUACGAAAAAAAAAAAUAAGUGUGGGGGUAGUUCUUGCGAAUAAUAUCGCAUCAUUGUGGAACCCGUGCAUAUACGUCAUCUUGGAAUGAUAGAAAAGUGAAGGGCAGACCCUUGUGUAAUCAUUAUUAAAGUCUGCGAGUUUGGUGCGCGCUACAUUGGGAAAGUGAAAUCAGAAAAAUUAGUGAAAAAAAGAAGGAAAAGCCCCAAGAGCUGCUUUGCUUAGAUUUUUUGUUUUUGCGUAUUUUGUGUUUCCUCAUCCUUAUCCGUAGCGGCUAAUGGGGAGAGUGAAUUAUUUUGUAAUCAUUUCUAUGACCAGGAUCGUCGAUUUUCUAGCGCUGAGCCAUUUUGUGGAUACGUGUAAAGUGUGAUAGGAGAACACGUGCGAGAACACUGACGUUCGACAUCAGUAUUACAACUGGGAGGAGUGGAAUUAUCUUGUGACGUUGUGAAACUGACCCGGAGAAGUGCACCAAGGUAAGACAAACUUUCUCAUACGUUCGCUUUGGAACUGAUAACAUCAAAUGAAGGAUUCUGAUGUCAUUCGUUAUUUUCUUUAAAUGGUUUUAGCAUGAAAAGAGCUAACCACAUACAGGGGUGAUGUGAUUGAGUUUCGAAAUUUUCUUAACAGCUACGUGAAAUGGUCAUAUCAAUAGAACUUUUCAUAAAGUGGACAAGAUACAGUAGAUGUUCACUUAAUGAUGCAAAGGUUUAAACUGUAGCAUUGUUUUAACUUUGAGCGUAUUGCCAUCGCCAAAAUAAAAACGCCAACAGAGUUGCGAUGUGUUCCAAAUGCAUUGUUUGUUGCAGAGCGAAGUUUUUCCAAUGAAUUUUUUGACUAAACUGACAAAUACUUGUUCUAGAUUACAGUGUUUGUCUAAAGCAUAUUGUGGCAAUGGUUUCCUCUAUAUCGGUAUUCACAGCAUUGUAUAUGGAUGGGAACGUUGCGAAAUACAGUAAAUAUUUUCUGUUCAGCUUAUGUUAGCUGACUAUGGUAGCAAAAAAAAAAUAAAAAAAUAGGCCUCCAUUUUUUUUUUUUUGCUUCUUGAAGGCUAUAUACAAUUCUUGGUAAAGCGUCAAUAUAACGCUAAAGGUUUUCAGUAUAUCUGUUAAAAUUAUGUGUUAUUCUUAAAUAUGUUUUUAUAUGAACCGUUAAUGCGAAAUUACAGGCACGGUAUGACUACAUAUUGACGAAUGUAAUGACUUAACUCGGUUAAUGUUCAAUGCCUCUGUACGACUAUACAUGAAAUGGUUCAGUACGACCCUGGCUGAUGAGUGAAAUGAUUUGGCACAAUCAUUGAAAAUAUUAAAUGGUUCGGUACGACCAUUGAUACAUGAAAUGAUUCGGUACGAUCAUUGUCGAACUUGAGAUAUGGUGCGGUACGACCAUAAUUGAGAAUAAUGGUUCGGUACGACCAUUGAUGAAUGAAAUGAUUUGGCACAAUCAUCAAAGAUACAGAUGGUUCGGUACGACCAUUGAUACAUAAAAUGAUUCGGUACGAUCAUUGUUAACUGUAAAAUAUGGUUUGGCAUAACCAUGAUUAAAUAAAAUGGUUCGGUACGACCAUGAAUAAAUCUUUGUCAUAUGAAAUAGUGAGGUACGCGUAUGACGCAUUCAUUAAAGGGACUCUGAAUUAUAAAAAAAAAUGCAAAAAAAAAAUGUUAAAAAGGUUAUACCGCAUGCGGCUGAAUAGACAGAAUUUACUCACACUUCAAAAGAGGUGUCUGAAUGCUCUUGAUGAAUUUAUUUGCAAACUUCAAGAACAGAGCUGAAAUUUUCAUUACAUAAAAUAUGCUAUUUAUCAUAAAUAGCCUAUGUGUGGUUAACUUUUUCCUUUCCACUUUUUCUCCUAUUCUGGCAUUUUCAGCAUUCAGUAUGCCAGGCGGCAAAUACGUACGAGUCAGACCCUAUGUUGACAAUGACUAUGAUGAUGUUGAAGAAAAAGACUCAGAGAACGAGUCCGUUGUGUCCGAUGAAAGUGAAGGAGAGCUAGAGGGAUUUCAAUCAGACGGUUUAAAAGCAUUGCCGAAAAGAGUUUCCAAACGGACAGAGAAACGUGUUUCUCAGAAACACAGAAGAGAGAAGCGGGGCGAGCAAAGUUGGCUUGAUAGACUGGAACGUGGACAAGAGUGGCAUGUGCGUGAUACAUCACCUCCGCCAUGGCUCCGCCCGCAGAACGUACUAACACAGAGCUCGAGCCACCAGGAAACCAGCGCUUCUUCUCAGACCAAGACAGAUAACAUUGGGGGCAUACGUUGGGAUAUCCGUCCUUUUCCACAGGGCAUUCCCACCAGUAAGUUGUGGACUGAAUGGUGUCGGUUCAAAUCGAAUUUUGACAUUGCAACAGAUUUGAACAAUGUGAGUGCCAAUAAACGAGCGAAAUUGUUAUACCUUCUUAUGGGCGAUCAACUACAGGGCCUAAUCAAUGCUGCAAAACUCUGUCCAAGUUUCGAUGAUCCACAAUGCUACCCAACUCUAACGCAGAAUAUUGGCACAUAUCUACGAUCUCUGGUUGAUACGACAGCCGAACAUGAAGAGUUUACUCGCCUCAAACAGGAGCCGGGUGAGUCUGUGGUAACAUUCUACGCAAGAGUGGUAGGGAAAGCUGGCAUGUGCGGGUAUGGCAAUGAUGAGAACAGGUUCAUCCGUUCUCAAAUACUACAGGGAAUGAGCAACCGAGAUGUCGCCAAUGCAGCGAGAACGUACAACCAUGAUACCCAAACUAUCGUUCAAGCAGCCACUCGAGCUGAGGCAUUCAAUAUCAAUGCUGGCCCUUCCAAGCCGGAGGCAAGGUCGGAGGAUAUAAUGCACGUUGCAAGUACACCGCGUUAUCAGCAAGCAGGGCAGAAAAGAACAUCGUCAAGCGGAUGGAACUCGGAAGAUCGGAGUCGCGCAAAUGGGCCACCGAACAAGCGUAAAGACUACCAAGGCAGAUUCGUCGGGAAACACAACCGUUGUUUCCGAUGCGACCGUCCCAAGCACAAUGGGAAGCCUUGUCCAGCCCUCUACAGGAACUGCAACACGUGCAACGAGCGUGGCCACUUCUCUGUCACAUGUCGGAAGAAGCGGCUAAACAAUCUUGGUUUCUCAAGGGAAGUUGAAGAGCCCGUUAAGGACGAGCAGUUGAUCAAUUCGCUGUCACUAUCUGAUGUUCUAGUGAACUGUUGCGUAGGCUCAUCGGAACCAAUAUCAUUCUUAAUUGAUUCCGGUGCAGAUGCAAAUGUGAUCGGAGGUAAAGAUUGGGAGUGCUUAGAAACGCAGGUUAAAAAUGGCUCCGUGCAUCUAGAGUUCGCUGAUCGCACGGUUUACCCUCAUCUCAAAGCAUACGCCGCCGAUCAACCAAUGGCUGUUACAAAGAUUUUUUGGGCGAAGAUAGAGGUUAAAGGUUGUAGUAAGCCAGUAGUUCGAGCCAAAUUUUUGGUGAUUCCUAAGGGAGGUAGGUCGUUGUUGGCAGAGAUGGCAUUUCACCUUCCGAAGACUGCCUGGGAAACCAUCGCUCUUGAUUUCAAUGGGCCGUACGCCAAGUUCGGAGGAGUCUACAUCCUGGUGGUGGUUGAUUAUCGCUCUCGGUACAUAAUUGCCCGUCCUGUAAAAUCUACCAGUUUCGAGCAAACCAAAAGAGUUCUCGACGACAUCUUCGAAAGAGAGGGAUUUCCGGAAAGUAUGAAGAGCGAUAAUGGGCCUCCGUUUAACGGAGAUGAUUAUAGUCAGUUCUGUAAUGAAAGAGGAAUCAAGGCCAUUUUUUCAACACCACAUUUCCCUCAGCAAAACGGCAUGGUUGAGAACUACAUGAAAAUAAUCAACAAAGCUAUGGCUGUUGCUGUCUCUACCGGAUCGAACUACAAUGAGGAGUUACAAGCUGCCAUUCAAGCGCAUAACGCAGCUUCCCACACUGUAACGAAAGUUGCCCCCGAAGAAAUUAUGCGUGGAAGAAGGAUUAAACGUGGACUGCCACUCUUCAACCGAGACAGACCAGAUCACGAUGAUGACGCACUUAAUGAGAGAGACCGUGAAAUGAAGCUUAAAGCUAAAGAACGUGAGGAUAUCCGUCGGGGAGCUCGCAAAUGUCAGCUGAUGCCUGGAGAUACUGUAAUAGUGGAGCGACUAACCCGGACGAAAGGAGAUUCAAGGUUUGGAACACAACGUUAUACGGUCAUGCAACAAAACAAUGGGAAUCUUGUGCUCAGUGACGACGAAGGGCGGACUAUCAAACGCCAUGUCUCACAGACUAAGAAAGUGUUUGAAUGGCGGUCUCGGCCAGCUAAUAAAGAUACUCUGCCGUGGGAGCACAAGGACGGAAACCCGGUCCAAAGGGCUGCAAGGAACAGAAAGGCCCCUAGCCAUCUACAAGACUAUGUUUGUAUGGUAGAAGACAAUUAA